Messenger RNA from Mastomys coucha (southern multimammate mouse), 3223 nucleotides. RefSeq names its product family with sequence similarity 72 member A (gene Rumy1). Bases 1242 to 1511 code for a protein of 89 amino acids. The transcript has 3 exons. Gene Ontology annotation, cellular component: cytosol. NCBI's taxonomy places the organism in Eukaryota, Metazoa, Chordata, Mammalia, Rodentia, Muridae. The record is from RefSeq and is a predicted model, not a curated record.
CCCGAGUAAGAGGCGGGGCUGGCGAAACUUAGAGGUGUGGCGACCACUAGCUGCCCGGGCGCAGUCCCAGAGUGAGCUCCUCCCCGGCCUGUGGAAGCCUAAAGUAGAACUGAUGGGCGGGAUAAAAUGGAAGCGACAACCAAACACAAACUCUCAAGAGAAGACGGGACCAAUCGGACCGGGAAAGGGAGGAGGGAAGUUCAGCCAAUAAGCAGUAGAUACCGGCCGCCGCAGUAGCGUAUCAACCAAUAAGAGACUCGGGGUGUGUCUUCCAAGUUCACAGGGGGAAAGGAGGGUUUACGCCCAAGCAGAUGCUGGCCAAUGAGCUUAGAAGCUGAGCUAAUCCUAACCAAUCAGAGAGCCGAUCUGAUAUCGGGCACCGUUACUGGGGCGUGGCCUCGGAGCUCACGUCAGGAGAAGGCCCCUGGCCUUCCAAUGUGGGACUGGGGCAAAUUCUAGUCCUCCCAAUCCGUGCUCGGCGCAGGCAAUUCAAACUGACAGCGGGUUAGAAGAAGCAGAGAAAGCGGAAGAAAGAGCAAAACCCGGCGUGUUCGGUGGCGGACUCCAGCGGGCACUGACCCCGUUCCGAGGUCUCUCCCCUCCACCUCGCUCACUUUCCGAACGAUCGCGGUGGGAGAGACCUGACGGCUUACCGGCUGCAAGUGCGAGAGCUGGGGGUGAAGAGGACGCCGAGAGCCGCGGUGCAAGGGACGGGGCCCGCGGGCGAGCUCGGAGCAGAGGGCGCGGGACCGGGCCAGAGCCCGCGUGGAAAGGGCUGAGUGAGGGGCGUUGAACCCUACGAAGAAGCCGCGUGGAGCAGAGCAGAAAUCGGAGCGCUCCGCGGGCGGGGCUCGUGCUGGGAGUGGUCCGAGAGGCUUUAAAGGGGAAGGCUUUAAAGGCUCGCUGGGAACUGGGAAAUCGCCCAAUUCCGGGGCCAGGGUCGGAGCUGGAGAGCAGAAGAUUCUUGAAGACCAUAGAAAGUAAAAACCUGUUGCGAAGUUUCCCUUCACCUCCACUUGUCUCUCCCCACCUUGAACUCCUUCCCUCCCCAAGUCAAAAAGAAGUAAAAUUUGCUCUUCCUACUCGAUAAAUACUAAUUUUUAGCUUCCCACCAGGAAAAUAAGGACGCUCUUCCCAGUUUUAGAACUUAGAGAACGCAAGGCCUUCUGUCUUGAUUGUUAGCCUGAGGAAAUCAAAGUUUCCCCUUUCAAAAUUCUGCACCUCUUUCUACGUGGGACGCUAUGUCUACCAACAACUGCACUUUCAAGGACCGAUGUGUAUCCAUCCUGUGUUGCAAAUUCUGUAAACAAGUUCUCAGCUCUAGGGGAAUGAAGGCUGUUUUGCUGGCUGAUACUGACGUAGACCUUUACUCUACAGACAUCCCUCCUACCAACACAGUGGAUUUCAUUGGAAGAUGCUAUUUCACAGGAAUCUGCAAAUGUAAGCUGAAGGACAUCGCAUGUUUGAAAUGGUGUAAACUUCCUACUUUGGGGCAAUUUGCCAGAGACUGAAGAAUAUACAGAUGAAGAAAUGCUAGAGAUUUCAGCAGAAGAGUAUAUUCGAUGAAAGAAUUAUGAUGUAUAUGAAGUAUCUUAUAAUUUUUCUAUUUAAAGUAUUUAAUUGGUCAGUUUUAACAUUGCUAGUAAAGAUUUGCCUGUGGUUUAAAAUGCCAGUGGAACAUUUACUGUUUUAUUUGCAAUUUCAAAUUAAUUACUUCAAUUCAACGUAAGCCAGUUCUUUUCUUCUAUUUCUACUGCUUCCUCUCCCCCAACUCUCUGCUCCGAUUGGUAUAUUCUUGACUUCAAAUAGGAAAUAUCACAUGUCUCUCAGCUACCUUCCAUACCUUCCAAAUGGAGAAUUUUUCUAUAACUUGAUGCCAGAUAGCAUGAUUCUAUUUCCCGGAAUAAGAACAUUAAUACCCCCUCCUAUAUCAGCUAUACAUAUAAUAAGGAUUUAAAAUUAAAAAACAAAAAUGAUCGGGCUGUCAGGUUUCCAUGGGCACUGGUCAUCAUCUGCUUUCUGGGUAAUGACUGCUCUACAUUGAAAAUGGUGUUAGACAUGAGUUUAACAAGGAAUUAUCAAUGUAUGCUAUCUGGAAAUGCUAGUUACUUACAUUCUUCUAAAGCCAUUAUAGAUGUUGUACCAUGUGAGCCAGGUAAAGUCAACCUUCAUCUUUAAGUUAUCCAAUCCCUAGAGAUUUUUCUGUGAAUAGCAAAUUAUAGAUGUCUAGGACCAAAGCCUACAAGAGAAAUAAACUAAAGAAUUGUUUUUGACUUUGAGACUAAGUCUCACUGUGUGGCCCUUGCUGGCCUGGAAUUCACUGUGUAGAUCAGGGUGAGCUUAAAUUUAUAAUCCUUUGCCUCAACCUCUGCAGUAGCUAACACUAUAGACCUAUAUCCAGGCCUGGCUUGCUCUUAUAUUCUUUUUUUCUUCUUUGUGAAUUUUAUAUCAUGUACCCCCAUCCACUUACCCCCCACCCUGUUUGUUUGUACCCACCUUCACCCUUACAACCUCCUCACCUAAAGUAAAAGAAAAAUCUCAUUGUGGAAGCUGUAGUGUGUCACAGGGUGCCCCACUUCUUUACUUACAAAUAUUCUUUGCAAUGAAUCAUUGGUCUGUUUCAAGACCUCUGGCUUCUACUACACCAUCAAUACUGGAUCCUCAGCUGACACUCCUCUCAGAUCUCCUGUUGUUGCCCUGUGUCAUGGAGCUCCUUCAGCUUUGGAUCUGUAGGACUGGACCCCUCACAUGCUCAAGCAAUUCAUAGAUGGAGUAGAUAUUGGGCCUCCAACUCAAAGCCCUAGAUCUGGGCCUGGGUGGUAGCUGAGCUGGUCAGCUCACCAGUUCUCCUGCACCCACUACCAGGAUGAGCUCUGCAGCACUGCCCUGCUAGUUCACCCAAUGCUGCAGCCAGCUAGGGGCAGGGGCUGCUCUCCAGCUCUCAUGUCCUCUUAAAUCUUGUACUGGAAAAAAAUGUGGAUACUUGGAUAGGCUUUAAAACAACAAAAAUGAAGUUUAUAACCCAUUGUAUAUUCUCCAGUUAAAGAAACGGUUUAAUGCUGGAAUCAAGAAUGUUAAAAUUCAAUGUUAGCUAACCUUCGCUAGAAUUCUUGUGGUCCCCAGUCAGCUCAGGUCCUCACAUGCUGAGUUUGACUUGGGUGCUCUGAAGAGGUGAUACCAGACAGAGGCAGAGUGAUUGAAAUAAACCCAGAUGCUCUAUUAC